CUAGCAGAUGAAUGGAGUCAGCUCAAUGAGGCCUUACAAGCAGAGAGACAGCUCUAUAGCAGUCUGGUGAAGUUCCAUGCCCAUCCAGAGAGGUUGUUGAGAAGAAUUAAAGUGAUUCAUAACUUCAUGCUUGAACCUGGGAGGUGGAGGUUGCAGUGAGCUGAGAUCAUGCCAUUGCACUGCAGCCUGGGCAACAAGAGUGAAACUCCGUCUUAAAUAAAUAAAUAAAUAAAGUAGUUCAUAACAUCAGAUGAAGAAGGAGGUGCAGCUGCAGGGGAUGACACCGAAGAUGCAAGCACUGAGUUCAUUGACAGUAUUGAGGAGGCCGCACACCAUAGUCACCAGCAAAUUCAGCUGUGUCCCCUCCAGUCCGGGAUGUUGGUAUGAAUUCCCAAGCUCUGGUCCUCCCCAGCUCUGCUUCCUCUACUUCUGGCUCAGAAACGGCCAUAAUCAACAGAACAAAUGGCUUGGGUUUGGAUACUUCUCCAGUAAUGAAGACCCCUCCCAAGCUGGAGGGUGAUGCUACUGAUGGCUCCUUUGCCAAUAAGCAUGGCCGCCAUGUCAUUGGCCACAUUGAUGACUACAGUGCCCUAAGACAGCAGAUUGCAGAGGGCAAGCUGCUGGUCAAAAAGAUAGUGUCUCUUGUGAGAUCAGCGUGCAGCUUCCCUGGCCUUGAAGCCCAAGGCACAGAGGUGCUAGGCAGCAAAGGCAUUCAUGAGCUUCGGAGCAGCACCAGUGCCCUGCACCAUGCCCUAGAGGAGUCGGCUUCCCUCCUCACCAUGUUCUGGAGAGUGGCCCUGCCAAGCACCCACAUCCCUGCGCUGCCUGGCAAAGUGAGAGAAUCGACAGAAAGGGAACUUCUGGAACUGAGAACCAAAGUAUCCAAACAGGAGCGGCUCCUUCAGAGCACAGCUGAGCGUCUGAAGACUGCCAAGCAGCAGAAGGAGAGCAUGGAACAGUUCAUUGUCAGCCAGCUAACCAGAACACAUGAUGUUUUAAAGAAGGCAAGGACUAACUUAGAGGCAAGGAAACUACUGCACCAGUCAGAGGCACCAAGCCUGUCCCCAACCCAUCACCAUCUGUUAGCAGAUCUUGUAGGUGAUGCUUGGCCUGCUUUCACCUUCCAAGAGAAGAUUUCCAGUCCACUUGCAAGAUCACAGGUGAAAUCCCUAAGGGCUCUGCCAUGUACUCCAGCCUUGUGACCCUUGCCUUCCAGGAACCAUGCAAGAAGUGCAGCCACCAGAAGUCCUUAAAACAUCAGGAAAGGUUGGCCUGUCCCCCUUUUGUGCAGCUACCUAUCUGCUGAGGAGCAUCUGGGCCUCAUUCCUCCAAGUCCACUGGAGGGUCCAGAAGAGGGAGUCAGAGAUGUAUCCUGGUGGAGCUGGGAGAAAGGCAGAAAGCCUUUCUGACAGCUAUGGAAUACGAUUAGCCAAGGUCCACUUGGCCCAGCACUAAGCAAAAGAUGUGUAGUUUGCACAGAAGGUUUUGUGAUACUGCCUCUCAACAGCCCCAGCAGCUUGGGAACUAGCAACAGCACAUUUCUUGCCUCAUCAGCUGUCCUGA
Gorilla gorilla gorilla (western lowland gorilla) is the source of this 1563-nucleotide messenger RNA. RefSeq names its product myomegalin-like. The transcript has 9 exons. Gene Ontology annotation, cellular component: Golgi apparatus; centrosome. Gene Ontology annotation, molecular function: molecular adaptor activity. The coding region runs from base 384 to 1202 and encodes 272 amino acids. NCBI's taxonomy places the organism in Eukaryota, Metazoa, Chordata, Mammalia, Primates, Hominidae. The record is from RefSeq and is a predicted model, not a curated record. Gene Ontology annotation, biological process: regulation of Golgi organization; positive regulation of microtubule nucleation; centrosome cycle.